UUUAAAACAAGUCUUGAGGAGGGAACAUGAAGGCAGCCUCAGGUGGAGCUCAGUAGCAGCUGAAUAACAGCGAGCUGCUAACUUCUCAUGGGAGGCUUCAGAGGGUGAAACGCUGCAGGAUGAGCCGUCGUUGUGGUCGCCAUGACUCUGAGGUCCACACUGUUUCCACUCACAGGAUUCAAGCAGGACGCCGACGCCUCAGACUGUGACCGCUUCGGGGCCGUGAGACCCGUGAGCCUGAAGAGGGAGUCCCGGGACUUCGUCAUAGAUGUUCAUAAGGCGCACGGGGGCGAGAUCCCGAGCAAAUCUAAGGACUUAGAGCAGAAUUACAUGACCAGCAAAGUCUCCCUCGCGGCUACAGUUGCAGAAGUAGUUCAGGGAGACAAUAAAACUGUGGGGAUAUUGUCCCCGGUCAGACAAAUGGGGGCUGAGGGAACCCCGGUGAAAGGUAAACCCCUCUCUGCUGACACCAUGGAGAACCCUCAGAUGGCUGUGAACAAUAACCCCAAGGACGCUGGUGUGGAUGACAGUGUGAAGGGGGUCGUCCCCGGAGUCCUAGGCACCGCAUCCAUUGAACUUUCAUCUGAGGGCAAGUGGAGGAACAUCAGGAAGACCCCUGCCAAUCCCCACACACAGGCCAACUGCCUCCGCCAGAUCCUCCUCCUGCAACUGGACCUCAUCGAACAGCAGCAACAACAACUGCAGUCCAAGGACAAGGAGAUAGAUGAGCUCAAAGCAGACAAAGAGACACUGCUGGCACGUAUCGAGCGCAUGGAGCGGCGCCUGCAGCUCACGAAGAAGGACCCGCCGCGUGACAAGCGCCUCUUCCAGCCCCUGGAGCCAUGGACCCCCGACAAAGAGGACAUGUGGGACCUUGAUGUGGAAGAGAGUCCACAGCCCAACCAGGCCACUCCGCUCCCCUUUAGUCGGGGUGGCAAAGGGCAAAAGAGGAAAUCUUGCUUUGGAGAUGCAAAAUCCCAGAAAUCACGAGGCAAAAGUGCCAAGCUCAGCCCCGUAAAGCCUGAGCUCCAGCCCGGCUCCCCCAAUCAAAGAGAGCUGCGCAGUAAGGAAACCCCCGAGAAAACCCUCCCCAUGCGGUCGGGCGCCGAAAGGGACCUUAUGCUCCCGUGCAAAGAGGAGCCGGAGCUGAGCUGUCAGAUCGACGAUCUGCCCUUCAUGUCUACUACAGAGAUGUACCUCUGUUGCUGGAACCAACCUCCUCUGUCUCCUCUACGGGAGACUUCCCCUAAAAAGGAAGAAGAGGUGGCCAGUGAGUGGACUCCUCAUGUAGUACAUGAUAUGCUGAUAAUUUUUCCAUCUUGGAGAGAAAAUCCUAUUGAGCCUUUGGAUGAGGAGCCCUCCUUUAACCCCCCUGAGCCGCUGGACGACGGCGUGUUUCUGAAACGCCACUCGAAGCUGGAGCUGGACGAGAAGAGGAGGAAAAGGUGGGACAUCCAGCGGAUCAGAGAGCAGCGCAUGUUCCAGCGUCUGCAGCAGCGAAUGAACAGGAAGAAGGUCGUCCAGGAGACGGAGCCGGAGCUGUCGUCCUUCUACCCCGACACUGAGGACGUUGAAACUAUCGUCAUCACUCCCUUCUUGCCUGUGGUUGCUUUCGGCCGACCGUUGCCCAAAAUGUCCCAACAGAACUUCGAGCUGCCUUGGCUGGACGACCGGAGCCGCUGUCGCAUCGAGGUGCCCAAAAAACACACUCCGCACCGGACCUGUCGGAAGUGAAGCCCUCUUGUGUGCAUGUAUGUAUGUAUGUAUGUAUGUGUGUAUGUGUGUGAGUGAGAGUGUGUAACAGUGGAGAGAUGCCGCUCCAUGCCCAGAUUAGAAAACGCUAUAUUUGUCCUGCGAACAGAGCUGCAGUCAGCCACCAGUCGCUGUGAAUAACUGCUGUUGCUUUCAGUCCGCUGACCCGCUGAUGAUCUCCUGCAGAAUAAUAUCUCAGACGGCUGAUAUUUCUGCUUUCAUUUCCACUUCUCAAAGGCCUGACGCCACAAGAUUAGCAGCUGUUACAGAUUACAAAUCAGUUUGUAUCCUAAAAGAAACGUAUAAUCAGUUAUGUGCAUGUUCUGUAACAUGUUAAAGAUACAUUUUGUAGCUGCAGAGCCAUCCAGAACUCAUUUCUCUGGAUAAAGUGACUCCGAUCUUGUGUGCAUUCACGUAGGAGGUGAAAAACCCUUAAUAACAGUUUAUAAUCUUUCUGUUUCGGGGUCGUCCUGCCGCGCUCAUUCUCUCCUCUCUGCCUCAGUGGGAAAAAAAAUCUGACUGUACCGUGCUGUUGUAUUGCCUAUAAUCGUUGUUCGCACACAACUUUAAAUAAGAUUUUAUCAAUGUUUCGUGUGAUUUGGGAGGUUUGAGACGCACUCAGCAUGAUUUCAUAUUUUAAAAACUGCAAGAAAAGUUUAAAAAGCAACCAGGCGACCGUUCUGUACUCACGGUUUGCUUCAGCGGCACGGACGACCCACCAACGCGGUGUUCUGUUCCCUGUUUCUGUUCCUAUUAGUUCUUUAUUUCUACGUGAGUUGCAUGGACUCUAUUUAGCUGUUUUAAAAGAUGCAACACGGUAGCAUGGCUUCACCCCAGAAUGGAGGAUCGUCUCUCCUCUCAUCGGGCGACAAAAACGACAAAAUAUUGUUCUUGAACGCAUGACUUCAGUGACGAGCUGCUGCGUCCGUUUAAUCCGAUAAUAACAAGUUUUGAUGUUUCCGAUCUUUACAAUACGCUUCCAUCAUACAGUGAAUAUUAGGCUGGUUGUGUGUAUGCAUCAGGUCCCUCGGAGCAGUUAAAGGGACCCGUUUUAGACGAUAAAUAAGCUUUCUAGCUGUAGUCGUAGCGAUGUUCAGUCUGCUCUCUAACAUGCUGCCAGUUAAUCUCAGUUACAAUCGCAGCGUUUCAUUUCUAUUUCCCUCGCUGCGUUUGCUCGACCCUCUUUAUUUUUCUUUUUUCUUUUUGUUCUUUUUUUACAUGCGAUGCAAAACGGCUUCCUGCAGCUUCAACACUUCAAACUGCCGUCGACGUGAAGGCAGAGUUUUUUGUUCUUUUGUUCCUUUUUUCUGUACAUAGCUUCCAGAAACAAAUGUACAUAAAACAUGGCUGUUAUUUUUUUAUUAUUUAAUGUUGGAAGUGUUGAGUACAUUCAAUAUUGUUCUAUGAUUGUAUGUUGACAAAUUGACAGUUUUGAAAGUUACAAUUUUUUUGGAAUAAAAUUAACAUGUCUACGAUA
Messenger RNA from Centropristis striata (black sea bass), 3229 nucleotides. It is a transcript of the gene msl1b, whose product is annotated as MSL complex subunit 1b. Gene Ontology annotation, cellular component: MSL complex. The record is from RefSeq and is a predicted model, not a curated record. Lineage: Eukaryota; Metazoa; Chordata; Actinopteri; Perciformes; Serranidae. The coding region runs from base 142 to 1734 and encodes 530 amino acids. The transcript is spliced from 9 exons.